Molecule: messenger RNA, 869 nt
Organism: Raphanus sativus (radish)
Lineage: Eukaryota; Viridiplantae; Streptophyta; Magnoliopsida; Brassicales; Brassicaceae
Exons: 3
Coding region: 76-717 (213 amino acids)
Source: RefSeq, a predicted model, not a curated record
GGAUGACGAGAGAUAAAAAGAUAAGAUUUUUCCAGAUUCCUCUGCCUCGAUCAAACACACUACUCAGUUCAGAAAAUGUGGAGCGUCACCGGAGCAUUUGGCGUGGUAGCGGUGCCAACCGCCGCCGCUUGCCGUACGAAACCGUUACUCGUCUCCUCUACUCUUCUUCCCAAGCAGACGAAUAAGCUCCAUCUCUCUCCGCAACAGCCUCUGUCUCUAUCCUCACAUUUCUCCUCCUCCUCUUUCAUAACCGCUGCCACCUCCGUUGAACAACAGUCUGAUAAUAAGGGAGAGAGCAGCAGCAAGUAUUACUUCCUGGUUGCGAACGCAAAGUUCAUGCUUGACGAAGAGGAACACUUUCAGGAGCAAUUGUUCGAGCGUCUUCGUUACUACGGAGAGAAUGAAAAGGAGCUAGACUUCUGGCUCGUCAUCGAGCCUAAGUUCCUCGACAAGUUCCCCAACAUCACUCAAAGGCUCCGUCGCCCUGCCGUCGCUCUUGUCUCCACCAAUGGUCCCUGGAUCACGUUCAUGAAGUUAAGGUUGGAUCGAGUUCUAGCUGAUUCCUUUGAAGCUACCUCUCUUGAUGAAGCCUUGGCCUUCACUCCUACUUCUUUAGAGUUCGACAAGCCUAAAAAUUGGGUGGCGCCGUACCCCAAGUAUGAACCGGGAUGGUGGGAAACCUUCUUGCCCAAAGCAAAACAAGAAUCUCUAGCAUAGUAGUACUCUUUUUUUUUGUCAUUGUUGUCCGAAUCCAACAGCCUUUGUCUUAGAGUGCUUUUCUUGUUUUGUAUUACUGAGCUUCUUGUAUUUCCUGUGUACUUGCAACUCAGUUGAGUCUAGUGACCAGAAUCGAUCAAAAUCUGUUUCUA